Zingiber officinale is the source of this 1685-nucleotide messenger RNA. Its product is annotated as probable proline transporter 2. The coding region runs from base 31 to 1518 and encodes 495 amino acids. The record is from RefSeq and is a predicted model, not a curated record. NCBI's taxonomy places the organism in Eukaryota, Viridiplantae, Streptophyta, Magnoliopsida, Zingiberales, Zingiberaceae. The transcript is spliced from 8 exons. Gene Ontology annotation, cellular component: plasma membrane.
CCAAUCCACUCACCAAUCAACUCUAUUUAAAUGGCACACCAUUUCCAUAAGUUUCCGAGGACUAAAACGAGUGCUCAAGACCUGCCUAUUUAUACUCACACCAGCAGGACGCAGAGAAACAAAGAGACAGAGGAAGAUCAGGCAGUAAAGAUGGAAGGAGGUGAAGGUCCAACAGAGUUGAAGGAGAGGAGUAAUGGAGUGGAAGCACUCAGUCUGGAGUCAGGCGAAGCUCCUGAACAAAGUCAGCAGCAGAAGCAUGCCGUCACCUCAGCUCAUACUGUCGAUAAAGACUCGUGGCAGCAAGUGGGGGUGAUGCUUGUGACAUCAUUCAACUGCGCCUACGUGUUGAGCUUCUCCAACCUCAUGCUGGUGCCACUGGGAUGGGCAUGGGGGAUGACGUGUCUCGUUGUGGUCGCAGCCUUUACCUACUACGCUAACUGGCUCCUCGCCGGACUCCACGUCAUCGACGGCCGGCGUUUCAUCAGAUACAGAGAUCUCAUGGGCUACACCUUCGGGAAUAGAAUGUAUUAUCUGACAUACUUUUUGCAAUUCACAACCUUGCUUCUUGGGAACAUGGGUUUUAUUCUUCUAGGAGGAAGAGCUUUGAAGGAGAUCAAUUCAGAAUGCAGCAACUCGCCCUUGAGGCUUCAAUACUACAUUGCAGUGACUGGCAUUGUUUACUUCAUCUUUGCAUACUUUGUCCCCACAAUGUCAGCCAUGAGAAACUGGCUGGCAACAUCCGCAAUCCUUACCAUAAUCUACGAUGUGAUUCUCAUUGUCAUCCUAGUUAAAGAUGGAAGAGCAAACAAAACUAAGGAUUACAACAUCCCCGGAAGUCGAAUAGAGAAAGUCUUCAAUGCCUUUGGUGCAGUUGCUGCAAUUCUAGUUUGCAACACUUCAGGUUUGUUGCCUGAGAUCCAGUCGACUUUGCGCAAACCGGUAGUUUCAAACAUGAGAAAGGCUUUGACAAUGCAAUUCACCAUUGGCCUCAUCGUCUAUUACGGCAUCAGCAUAGCUGGAUACUGGGCUUAUGGCUCUGCUGUUUCAGAAUACCUUCCCUACCAGUUGAGUGGACCUAAAUGGGCAAAUAUCCUAAUCAAUUUAACAGCCUUUUUGCAAAGUACAGUUUCUCAGCAUAUGUUUUGUGCACCUAUUCAUGAGGCUCUCGACACCAAAUUCCAAAAGCUAGAUGAAGGGAUGUUCUCCAGAACCAACCUCCAACUGCGGUUCCUUUUGCGAGCAUUGGUCUUUGGGCUAAACACAUUCGUCACUGCUAUGUUUCCCUUCAUGGGGGAUUUUGUGAACCUCUUUGGGUCUUUUACACUUUUCCCGCUUACUUUCGUGUUCCCCUGCAUGGUUUUCCUCAAGGUCAGAGCAAAAUCUGCUAAAAGAGAAGAGAAGGCGUGGCAUUGGGCCAACAUCAUUUUGUUUUUGCUUCUGGCGAUUGUAACGACAGCUGCUGCAGUGCGCUCGAUCGUACACAAUGCCAGGGUUUAUCAUUUCUUUGCUGAUACAUGACCACUACACUUGUUGUACAAGUCUUUAUAAUUAUAUCAAAUAUAUAGAUACUGAUAACAGUUGCAGUCUGUACUAGCAUGUGUGCUUACAUUGAAAAGAAAAAUUCUACUCCAAUAUUUAUUUACCUUCAAGAGGUAAUUUCAUAAUACAGACAUUGCGUUUUUUCA